Molecule: messenger RNA, 680 nt
Organism: Lentinula edodes (shiitake mushroom)
Lineage: Eukaryota; Fungi; Basidiomycota; Agaricomycetes; Agaricales; Omphalotaceae
Product: 60S ribosomal protein L44
Exons: 7
Coding region: 77-397 (106 amino acids)
Biological process (GO): translation
Cellular component (GO): cytosolic large ribosomal subunit; ribosome
Molecular function (GO): structural constituent of ribosome
Source: RefSeq, a predicted model, not a curated record
GGAAAGUCACGCACAUCGUGGGGCUGAAUUUCCAGUCCGUCCAAUCCUCCGCCAACGAAGUAGCGCAACCGCAAGAAUGGUCAACGUCCCCAAGACCCGCCGAACCUACUGCAAGGGCAAGACCUGCAAAAAACAUACGCCCCAUAAAGUGACACAGUACAAGAAGGGCAAGGAUUCAUUGUUCGCACAGGGGAAGAGACGUUACGACCGUAAGCAAAGCGGUUACGGUGGUCAGACGAAGCCGGUCUUCCACAAAAAAGCCAAAACAACGAAGAAGGUUGUUCUACGUCUAGAAUGUACAGUCUGCAAGUACAAGGCACAGAUGACACUGAAGAGGUGCAAGCACUUCGAACUUGGUGGUGAGAAGAAGACUAAGGGUGCCGCUCUGACUUUCUAAUCAUCUGUUCUUCGUGUUUCUAUGUACAUCAUGCUCUCGCAAUGACUAUGCAAUCACUGUACCUUUGCCCAUGCCUCAUGUCGUUCGUCUCUUUCUUCCAAAAUACGGAUGAAUUCUGAAAUCUGGACCACCCUGAGAUUUACCAAUGAUAAAGCAGUCAUAUAUAGCUACCAUGAGUACAUCAUUAGAAUGAGCAAGACGUAUUGUAGAACCCCGAUUUCCUGAGUGCUGACUCAGUGGAGUUUCAUUAUGACCAUGGCGCGCAGAUUGCGCGCGGGGGUUG